Molecule: messenger RNA, 1614 nt
Organism: Passer domesticus (house sparrow)
Lineage: Eukaryota; Metazoa; Chordata; Aves; Passeriformes; Passeridae
Product: argininosuccinate lyase
Exons: 17
Coding region: 124-1524 (466 amino acids)
Cellular component (GO): cytosol
Molecular function (GO): argininosuccinate lyase activity
Source: RefSeq, a predicted model, not a curated record
GGGCUGUAAAAGCGGGGCAGCGGGGCCGGGGAGCAGCGAGCCACAGAGCGGCCGGGGCUGCGAGCGGAGCAGGUUGCACCAAGUGCCAGUACCGCUGCACAAACGAGCAAAACGUCGUCCGAAAUGGCAGCCGAGGGGGACAAAAUGAUGGCAGGAAGGUUUGUGGGGAGCACAGAUCCCAUCAUGGAGAUGCUCAGCGCUUCCAUUACUGUUGAUCAGAGACUGUCUGAGGUGGACAUCCAGGGGAGCAUGGCUUAUGCCAAAGCCUUGGAGAAGGCUGGAAUCCUGUCCAAAACUGAGCUGGAGAAGAUCCUGAGUGGCCUGGAAAAGAUCUCUGAGGAAUGGUCCAAGGGAGUCUUUGGUGUGAUCCAGACUGAUGAGGAUAUCCACACUGCCAACGAGCGCAGGCUGAAGGAGCUGAUUGGAGACGUAGCUGGGAAGUUGCACACUGGCAGAAGCAGGAAUGAUCAGGUUGUGACUGACCUGAAGCUGUUCAUGAAGAAUUCCCUCUCCAUCAUCUCCACACACCUCCUGCAGCUCAUUAAGACCCUGGUGGAACGUGCUGCCAUAGAAAUCGAUGUGAUCCUGCCUGGCUACACCCACCUGCAGAAAGCUCAGCCCAUCCGAUGGAGCCAGUUCUUGCUCAGCCAUGCUGUUGCUCUGACCCGCGAUUCUGAGCGCCUGGGAGAGGUGAAGAAGAGGAUCAAUGUCUUGCCUUUGGGAAGUGGCGCUCUGGCUGGAAACCCCCUGGAAAUCGACAGAGAGCUGCUGCGCAGUGAGCUGGACUUUGCUUCCAUCAGCCUGAACAGCAUGGAUGCUGUCAGCGAGAGGGACUUUGUGGUGGAAUUCCUCUCUGCUGCCACCCUGCUGAUGAUCCACCUCAGCAAGAUGGCUGAGGAUCUCAUCAUCUACAGCACCAGCGAGUUUGGCUUCCUGACCCUCUCUGAUACCUACUGCUCUGGCAGCAGCCUGAUGCCUCAGAAGAAGAACCCCGACAGUCUGGAGCUGAUCCGCAGCAAAGCCGGGCGAGUGUUCGGACGGCUGGCUGCAAUUCUGAUGGUCCUCAAAGGACUCCCGAGCACCUACAACAAGGACCUGCAGGAGGACAAGGAAGCUGUCUUUGAUGUUGUAGACACCCUGAAUGCUGUGCUCCAGGUUGCCACUGGAGUGAUUUCCACCCUCCAGAUCAACAAGGAGAACAUGGAGAAGGCACUGAGCCCUGAGAUCCUGUCAUCCGACCUGGCUCUCUACUUAGUUCACAAAGGAAUGCCCUUCAGACAAGCCCACAUUGCUGCUGGCAAGGCCGUCCACCUCGCCGAGACCAAAGGCAUCACCAUCAACAACCUCAGCCUGGAGGACCUGAAGAGCAUCAGCCCCCUGUUUGGCAGCGACGUGGCGCAGGUGUUCAGCGUGCUGAGCAGCGUGGAGCAGUACACGGCCGCGGGCGGCACCGCCAAGAGCAGCGUGUCCGCCCAGAUCGAGCAGCUGCGGGAGCUGCUCAAGAGGCUCAAGGAGCAGGCUUAGAGUGUGGGGAGAGAUCCCGUGCCUGCAGCAGAGUGCCUGUGCCACUGAUCUGGAGUUAAUAAACACUGGGGUGUCUGUAGUUCACUGAAA